AUGUCCCGAAAUUUUUUUGCAGUAAUAUCACUACUACUGCAACUAUUUCAAAUUCUAAAUGUUCACUGUUUGAGUUAUAUAUUUCGUCGCGCAAAUGUCCUAGAAAAAGCGCAAUAUUGGGAAAAUAAUAUCAGUCCAUGCGAAAAUGAUCAAAUUCAUUUCGAUAAAGGAGAAAUUACUGUAGCAUUGAUUGCCGAUGGCUUGCAUUCGCAAAAAAUUGAUCUUCCGAAUAAUGGAAUUUUAUUUUUUGGUAAAAGGACGGAAUUGGGAAAGCCCGGCAACUGGCAAUGUAAGAGAAGGCGAAAUGCUGAGGAAGUAUAUUUCAAACAAAGUCCAUCAUUGGGUUUCUAUAACGGAUCAAAUUGGUUGGUGUCUAAGGAUGGGAUUCUAUGGCGGCCAGCAUUGCAUGUCCUUCAGGUACCAUCAUCUCAGGAUACUGCGAUAAUUCCAUCAGAUAGUGGUGCCAGAAUAUUGCUGGAAGAUUUUGUUACAAUUGGUGCAUUAAUAUUAGCUGGUCAGAAAAUAAAUUUCAACACCAAAGAUAUCAUGGAAAUGAAAUAUGAUGAAAUGUCAACUUUGUCCUCAUUUCUCUUAUCCAUUCAACACCUUGGAUGGUUGAUGUAG
Messenger RNA from Loa loa (African eye worm), 624 nucleotides. RefSeq lists its product as hypothetical. Lineage: Eukaryota; Metazoa; Nematoda; Chromadorea; Rhabditida; Onchocercidae. The record is from RefSeq and is a predicted model, not a curated record. The coding region runs from base 1 to 624 and encodes 207 amino acids. The transcript is spliced from 4 exons. Gene Ontology annotation, cellular component: endocytic vesicle; apical plasma membrane. Gene Ontology annotation, biological process: intracellular protein localization; receptor-mediated endocytosis.